This is a messenger RNA of Stereum hirsutum FP-91666 SS1, 1065 nucleotides long. RefSeq names its product nuclease. Lineage: Eukaryota; Fungi; Basidiomycota; Agaricomycetes; Russulales; Stereaceae. The record is from RefSeq and is a predicted model, not a curated record. Gene Ontology annotation, cellular component: cytoplasm; mitochondrion. The transcript is spliced from 5 exons. Bases 1 to 963 code for a protein of 320 amino acids.
AUGCCCACUAUACCUUGGUUCUCCUCAAGUUCGCCGUCACAAUCCAAAGUAUUGCCACCGCCGCCACCACCACCACCUUCGCCACCUCCACCUUCAUCCCCACUCGAACUUAUUGAUCAUUUCCGGUCCAAACUCCAAUCCAUCCCACCCGAAACCCAAACUCUCGUUCUUGGCAGUUUCGCGCUCGGUGCUUUUUCAACUUUUGGAACUAGAUGGACGUAUCUACGGUUGUUCAAGAGGAUACAGAAUUCAGAUUGGGUCACGCCGAGGGAUUUGGAGAGGAAGCGGUGGGUGAAGGGGUAUGUGACCAGCGUUGGGGAUGCAGAUAAUUUUCGAUUCUAUCAUACCCCCGGCUUUGGGUGGAGGUGGCCUUUGAAGUUCAGGUCGAUGCCUUCGACGACUAAAGAUUUGAGAAAUCAGACGCUUCACAUACGUAUGGGAGGCGUCGACGCUCCCGAGGCAGCGCAUUUCGGAAACAUCGCACAGCCCUAUUCUGGAGAAGCCCUAUCAUGGCUAAAACACGAGAUUGAGGGUGAGAUAGUUUAUUGCCAACUACUCAAGAAAGACCAGUACGGCCGAAUUGUCGCAAUGGUCCACCACCCCUCCCGCAUUCCCUUUACCCGUUCCUUCCGAACCGGCCAGUCCCUCUCUAUCCUCAUGCUCCGCUCCGGCUGGGCCGAAGUCUAUCAACAAUCUGGGGCUGAAUACGGGAAAUGGGGCAAGGAACAUUUCCUUGAACUAGAACAGCAAGCGAAGGCUGCUGGGAAAGGGGUUUGGGCUCAGCCUGAUCCGGGCCUUUAUGCGAGUUGGCGUACGGCGAUAACUGGAGAAGUUGAGGAGCGGGUGGAGAGGGAGUCGGCUGCGGAUUAUAAGAGGAGAGUUGCGGCAAUGGAUAAGGAGAAGACGACGGUCGAGAAGGAGAAGCCGAGGAAGGAGAGGGAGAGCAAGAGACCGGGAGCGUAAAGUGGACGAUGCAGGAGGACAUGUUGGGCGAUGGACUGAUAUCAACGUGGUAUUGUAGGCGGCGUGUAUUUGUUGUGACGUCUUCGAGUACUUAGUAAGGGC